Molecule: messenger RNA, 1608 nt
Organism: Acanthamoeba castellanii str. Neff
Lineage: Eukaryota; Discosea; Longamoebia; Acanthamoebidae
Product: ubiquitin carboxylterminal hydrolase 22, putative
Exons: 6
Coding region: 1-1608 (535 amino acids)
Biological process (GO): protein deubiquitination
Molecular function (GO): cysteine-type deubiquitinase activity; zinc ion binding
Source: RefSeq, a predicted model, not a curated record
AUGGAGGCGGUGCGGUGCUGUGAGGGAAAUGAAGCGUCCACGAGCUUGAACGGUGGCCUCAACGGACGCAUCGGCCCGCGGGGCAGCUGUGUCCACAUGCAGGCCUUCAAACACAGCGGGGGACUCGAGAUGGCAAAGCCAGUCAUGCAGUACCUUUGCAUCUGCCGACACCACAUCCUCGGACCUUCCCCCGUUCCCGUGAUGGUGGGCGGAGUGCAGGCCUUGUCGGUGCCGGCCCGCUGCUUCGGUUGCGCUGCGCCGGGCAUGGGGCGAAGGCUACACGCCUGUCUGCACUGCGUCUUCGUGGGCUGCGCCGACGGCGGGCACCUAGCUGCCCACCUCGCCGAACACAACCACACCCUCGCGGUGGACGUGAGCCACGGACAGCUGUACUGCGGGGCGUGCAAGGACUACGUCUAUGACCGAGACUUCGAGUUGCAGGCGGCCAAGGAGCAGAGCACCUUCUCCGCCGUCAAGCAGAAGCUUGCAGAGCCCAGCGUGAAGCAGGUCAAGUACAACGUGUGGGCGCCCUCGACCGACGACAUCAAUCAGCUCAGCAACAAUUCCAAGCGAUGCACCGUGCCCUCCAAUCUUCUCGGCCUUCGCGGAUUGUACAACAUGGGCAACACGUGUUUCAUGAACUGCAUCCUGCAGUCGCUGCUGCACAACCCGCUGUUGAGGAACUACUUCCUUAGCGACCUCCACAACCGCUCCGGGUGCUCGGCUAACCGCGACGACAUCUGCCUGGCGUGCGAGCUCGACUACCUCUUCGCCGAGGUCUAUUCGGGCACCGGCGCGCCCUACGCGCCGUACCACUUCCUCUACAGCAUGUGGCGGCACGCCGACAACCUCGCCGGCUACGACCAGCAGGACGCCCACGAGUUCCUCAUCUCGACCCUCAACGGGCUUCACAAGCACAGCGGCGGCUCGACGGCCGCGUCGUGCCGGUGCAUCGUGCACCAGAUCUUCUCCGGGCGGCUGCGGUCGGACCUCACCUGCCUGCGGUGCGGCUACACGUCGACCGCGAUCGACCCCUUCUUCGACAUCUCGCUCGACCUGCCCAAGGCCCGGUCCGCCCCGCGGCAGGCCGCCGGCUCCCUCCAGCAGCAGCAGACGGGCUGCAACAACACCUACCAGGACUCCACCAAGCAGCUCUCCAUGCAGUCGCUGCCGCUCGUGCUCUGCUUCCACCUCAAGCGCUUCAAGCAGGAGGGCCUGGCCUCCACGGCCUCGUCGUCCAAGAUCGACACCCACAUCCGCUACCCGUUCGUGCUCGACAUGUCGCCCUACGCGAGCUCCACCAUUGUCUCGCAGCGGCUCGGCCGCGAGCCCCCGUCGGCCCCGCCCGAUCUCUACGAGCUGUUCGCCGUCGUCGACCACAAGGGCAAGAUCGACAACGGCCACUUUGUGUGCUUCGUGCGCCACGAGUCGCGGUGGUUCAAGUGCGACGACGCCACCAUCACCCCCACCCAGCCCCACCAGAUCGCCCGAUCCAAGGGCUCCUACCUGCUCUUCUACAUGCGCCGCUCCCUCACCUACGAAGCCUCCUCCUCGUCCGCCGCCGCCCCACAGCCACCCCCGCCCGCCGCCAAGCCAGCAUCUUCCUGA